Molecule: messenger RNA, 4238 nt
Organism: Lytechinus pictus (painted urchin)
Lineage: Eukaryota; Metazoa; Echinodermata; Echinoidea; Temnopleuroida; Toxopneustidae
Product: annexin-B12-like
Exons: 13
Coding region: 1-1047 (348 amino acids)
Cellular component (GO): cytoplasm
Molecular function (GO): calcium ion binding; calcium-dependent phospholipid binding
Source: RefSeq, a predicted model, not a curated record
AUGGCGGAUGAUCGGGAAGGAGGCCAGAUUGUCCCCACGGAUCAGCCGCCCUGUCCGGUUAGAACUCGUCCUGCUAUCGUCUACAGGGAUUGCUUAUCAAGGGGUACAGUUCAGAAAGCAGACCCAUUAGAUGUACAGAGAGAUAUUGAAGAACUCCACAAAGCAUUCAAAAGUGCGGACGAUAACGUUAUCACAGACAUCUUAUCAAGACGAACUAAUGAUCAGAGACAGGUUAUCGCAAAGGCAUAUCAGGAGAAAUAUAACACGAACCUCCACAAUGAGUUAAAGGUAGACUUGAGCGAGCAAUAUCGGAAAGCUGUGAGUGGUCUCCUUGAGGAUCCCUUCAUUUUCCUAGCAAAACAUGUUCGUCACACUUUAAAGAGUUCGGCGCUCACCCAUAAAGAUGUCGCAUUAUUGGAGAUUUUAUAUCCGCUAGAACCACAGGAGGUUGAUGCCAUUGUACAGGCGUAUAGAGAAGAAUAUGAUCACAAUCUUGAAGAGGAGAUUGAGAAAGAAAUGAGCGGAGUAUUCAAGGGUAUACUAGUUCGUCUGGUCACAGGGAAACGCAGUACGCAUCGAAAAGUCGAUGUCCCCCAAAGGAACAAAGAUUUAGAAUACCUCAGAAAUAAUACCGAAGAACGUUUGCAAUCAGCUGAUGAUAACGUCAUUAGGAUCUUCGGUAAUUCUAGUUUACCGCAACUGUCUUCCAUUUUCCUCAAUUUUGACAAGGCUGGAGGUUGUACGCUGCAAGAGUUCAUCAGAAACAGUGAUAUGGAGGCGCAUAGCAAGGAAGCAUUCAGUGUAAUGGUGAAAAGUGUGUACAAUCGGACCGGGUUCUAUGCUGAUCAGCUCCACAUGGCUAUCAAAGACAUUAGCUCAGGCAGUGAGGACAGGCUCAUGAGAAUUGUCAUCUCAAGAUCAGAGAUCGACUUGGAAAAUAUAAAGGACUUCUUCCAAAGCGCGUACAGCCACACACUCACCGAUUUUGUUUACGACGACACGAGCGGCGACUACAGAAACCUGCUGCUUCGAUUGGUCGGCAUGUAGACUUCAUUGUAAUCAAGAGACGUUAGGUUUAAUACUAGGCUAUCUCAGAGGGAGCUUUGUUUGGGGUUUUGCAUACAUUCGCAUGUUGUUUUUGUUGGUUCAUUUCUUCUUCCAGUAUCCUUAGCUAGUAAUUGAAUUGUAUUUGAUUUCCUACAUUUCACCUUUCUUUUCUCCACAAAUAACACAUUUUCCACUCUUUCUAGCUUGUACACUGCAAAAACUCUGGUGUUGAAUUAACACCAGUGCGGAAUCUAUAUAUGUCCACACCAGAGAAGUGUUAAACAACACCAGUUUUGGUCUAACACCAGAUAGGUGUUUAUACAACACUAAUUAGUGUUAAAACAGCAUCGGUUUGAUUCCAAACUGGUGUUGUUCCAAUACUUCUCUGGUUUGGACAUAUAUAGAUUUUGGGCUGGUGUUAAAUCAACACCGGAGUUUUUGCAGUGUAAACAUUAGAUUUGUUGUUUCCCUCCCCUUCCUAUCCAUGUAUUUCUACUCUUUGCUACUGUAUUUUUUUUUGUAUUUCAUUGCUAUAAAAUCCCUCCGAAGAAUUUACAAUAGGGAAACAGCUCUCUACCUGUUGGUGAAAUAUGCAUUUUUGUGUCAUGGAGAAUUGUUUUGUCUAUAUGAAAUUUAUCAUAUAUAUUUUUCCCAUUUUUCAUUCAUUCAAUAUAAAAAGAAACAGCAGUACACAGUACAUUAUUAGAAUAAGAGGUAAACUUACAUGUAUGCUUUAAACUAGAGCUUAAAAUGACAAUACCUCCCCGCCCUCAUAGCAAAAAUAGUUUCUGAUGGAUUUCGAUAUCAUGGCCUGCAACCCAACAUGCAACAAUAAGUCCCCCAAGAUGAAUUUUGAGAUUAUUGAGCUUGAAAGGGCACAUCCUAAACUUUAAAAUAACCUGACAAAAUUGAACAACAAGAAAAACCCACACAGUACUUGAUUGGAUGUAGACAAAAUUCACCGAGAACUCCAAAGAAUAAGGCGAAAACAAGGUUUGAAGUUUGGGGUGAACUCAAGCAUGAGCUCUCCCACUGUGCAUUCACAGAUGAACUUCCAUGCAGUCCAGAAGAAAAAUGAUGUCGAAGAAACUCUUGUCUCGACAGUCUUGUCUUUUCACACCACAUUUGCUCCUGCGACAUUUGCUGUGGACUAAAUAUCUCAGAGGGCAUUGGGUUAGAGUAAGGAUUGUAAUACAUUGUACAUGUAGAGUUUCUGUUUCAGGAAUAAUGUAAAGAUAAGGAUUCGAACUUAUUUAGUUUUUGGGGGUUAGGUUUUAUGUUUGGCUUAACGUGUAGAUUUUCCACAAUUGUCGCCGGAGCAAAUGUCCUGGAACCUGUCUUUUAUAACACUCUACAACUUCAAAUUUGACAUAAUGAAGACCAAAUUAUUGUUUUACAUACAUGUAUGUAGCUAUUUAAAGAGAACCUUCCCUGGUGAUUUAUUGUUGGAUUUAGGGUGACUGGUCACUUUGAAAAGAAAAACUUACUGGGUAAUGGCCAAUGUUUUCAACUAAAUAUGCAUGCAAUUAUCAUCGUCAUUAUUCCACCAAUCAAGUUAUCUGCUUUUCCUCUCUCAAACCCACCAUGUUCACCUUAAAUUUGACUCGAAUGACUCCUAUAGAUAUAUCACACAUGAACUGUGGCUGAAUUUUGUACAUAAUCAUAAUUAUCUUUUUAAUAUAUAAUAAUAUUUACAGACCAUAAGUAUAUAUUUAUACAUGUAUAUAAGUUAUACAAAUCACAUCUCUCAAUUUGCCUUUAUAAUGGGAAAUGUUACAAAAUGGGGCUAUUUUCAAGCAAAUCAAUUUUAUUCUUCGUAAAUUCAAACAGUAUUGCCAUGAUGUAAUUCAACAAUGAAUAUUCUUAAUUCAUAACUUAAAGUAUGAAUAGCAGACGUAACGCGGUAAGAACACAUUAGUAGUUUGUAUUGAAUCACAAAUAAUGCAUAUUUUCAAGUGUCUAGAUAUAAAAAUCAGGAAAAAUGCAUACAUCUUUUGUAAUAAGCAUGACACAAAAAGGGUCCAAUCUUUAAGGAGAAUCCCACCCUGGCAUCAAGAUCAUUUCAAUAAAAGCCAAAAGAAAAAUGAAAUGAUGAAGAUUCUAUAAAAUCCAUCAAAGAAUAUCAGUGGUAUUUUUUUUAUUUACUCCACACAAAUUAGGAGACUGUUUUUCAGUCAAUAAGGCUUUCCCACCAUUGCCAUAUAUCUCCGGUAAAGCUUUUCCCGAUCUGCGCUCAAAGGUUUCAAAGAUUGAGAAACAAGGUUCUAACAGUCCAAUGAUGAUAUGGGGAACUGUCCGCAUGUGAUGCCACAAAUUAAAAAACUGGAUUGUCACCAAACUUUCACAAAUACAUUUUAUCAUUUCUUUUUUUUUUAAUCAAAAUGAACUUGAUGGUAGAGUGAACUUCUUCUUUAAUGCUGCAUACGGCAAUCAAUUAAAUGACAAUGAGAUUAAUGAAACAUUGAGAUUAUAAAUUUGAAUAACUUGUGUCAUAUUUGUACAGGAUACUUUUGGAUUAUUUCUUGCUAAAUGCUUAAACUUUUUAUGAAUUGUUUUAUUUUUUUAAUCUUAAGUUUAGAAAAAUUAGCUCUUACUCGUAUAAUGUACCGGUAUACAGUGUGCAGAUAGGAUCGAUGACCCUUUAAGUUUUACGUAUAUUGGUGUCCCGAUAGAAGCGGCGGUCUUAAUCGUUGAUUACAUGUAGCGAUCGUAUCAGAUCAGUCGUGGCAAUCAUAUUGACCACAGAAAAAAAUUGAAUGGUUCACACAUUUUUUAGAUCAGCUACGAAAGGCAAGUUGUGGCGUUCGUAACGGAUCGUACGACAGUAAGAAGAAGGUAUGACUCAUUUCUCAUUCUGUUUCUUUUGUGUCGUCACAAUUAGUUUAUGCGUGUUUAUUCGCAUGACUAGGCAAAAGAAGAUAUGUCAAUAAUUUCAUUUUUCAGUUGCAGUGUUGCACGUUCAAGUUGCAAACUUGACUGAAUGACAAUUUCUACACCUGUAAGUGUCAUCUCAUAAAAUUAUAAAAUGAAUUGUUAAUUGCGAAUAGGGAAGAUAGAAACAAUAGAGGUAUGCAUAAGCAGAACAAUGUUUGUCUAAAAAUAUCCUAUUAAUCUUGCUGUUAUAUUUUUAAAAGCUCACUAAUAGGCACACAAAUAUUCACCACACGCGUGCACCAAAAGCCACAUGCAUU